Acanthosepion pharaonis is the source of this 987-nucleotide messenger RNA. NCBI's taxonomy places the organism in Eukaryota, Metazoa, Mollusca, Cephalopoda, Sepiida, Sepiidae. The record is from the annotation of a GenBank genome assembly.
AUGCAAACAGUUUUCCUCUCCCCAUCAGAAUUGGCAGAUGGUGUAUUUUGUCAGGCAGAUGAUGCCAAGUUCUUUCUUUUAGCAUUAUUCUCUCUUGUUUUAUUCUUUAUUUCUCCCACUUUUGUUCUCUUGCUCAUUCAGUCUUUACUUACAUUUAUUUAUCACUCUCUCACACUCACUCUCACUUUCUUUUGUUCUCUUGUUUACUUUUUAUUUGACUUCACCCCAUUUCUCUCUUCUGUUCCUUUAGCUUUCACUCUCACAUUAAUGCUCUUUUUUCAUUCACUUACUCUUGCUUACUCUCUCUUAAUUUUCACCUGCUUGCUUUUUCUCUUCUGUUUUUUCUUUCUCAUUCUUCUUUCUCUUUUUCUCUCACUCCUUUCUGUGCAUUUUCUCUCACUUUUGUUCUCUUGCUUCUUUUUUCUUGCUUUUGUCUUCACUCUCUUUUUUCCAUUUUCAUUCUUGUGUUUUUUUUUUUUCACUUUCUUUGGCUUUCUGUUUCUCUUGCUCACUUGCAGUCUCUCUUGUCCAGUCUUUAUCUCUUGCAUAAUCUCUUCUUUUGCUCUCAAUCUCACUCUUUUUCUAUCACUUUUACUUUCUCGCUUACUAUCUGUAAAAAUUAAUCAAUCAAACUCUUUAUUUCUCUUGCACUUAUUGUUACUUUUUCUCUCUCACUAUUGCUCUUACUUGAACUCUUUUCUUUCACUCACUUUUUCUCUUCUCACUUUUUCUUGCAUUUUUGUUCUCACUUGCACUGUUUUUCUAUUAUUCUCUUCACGCUUUUUCUUGUUCACUUUUUCUUACCCACUCUUUAUCUCUCUUACCCACUCUUUCUUGCUCUUUUGCCCUCAUUCACUCUUUUCUAUCACCCUCAUUUUGUUUCACUUUCUCUCUCUCUCGCCCACUUUUUCUUGCUCUUUUGUUCUUUCACAUUCUUUUUUCUAUUAUGCUCACUUUCUUUCAUUUUCUCUCACUUUCUCUUGCUAA